Molecule: messenger RNA, 2758 nt
Organism: Arabidopsis thaliana (thale cress)
Lineage: Eukaryota; Viridiplantae; Streptophyta; Magnoliopsida; Brassicales; Brassicaceae
Gene: UBP25
Product: ubiquitin-specific protease 25
Exons: 8
Coding region: 306-2291 (661 amino acids)
Biological process (GO): protein deubiquitination
Molecular function (GO): cysteine-type deubiquitinase activity
Source: RefSeq, marked reviewed
AUCGCGAAGGGAUUGUGGGGUUUGUUGCUGGGCGGGUCUCUUCCCUCGGCAGUUACCUUCAUCGAAUUCGAUCUUCAUCUUCUUCCUUCCCCAACUCUUUCAAAUUCGUGAAAAUCUUCCUUUAAUUUCGACUACAAAUUGAUUGGAGGAAGCCCCCAAAACGUGAAUUAGAAGAGAAAGAGAAAAGCGAGGAAAACGCGUGGUGACAAAAGAUGCGAUCGCAGCUGUUGGCUUGGCCGCGGCGGCGAGUCAGCGAUGAGCGGUUGCUUGGUUGGUUUUCUCCGGCGGAGAAUAACCGAUUUUGAAUGGGAUUUAAACUGCAGAUGAGCUGGAUGCCGAGUCUACUGAGUCAAAAGCGUAGGAAUGGUCCUCCCUUAGGGUUACGGAAUCUCGGCAACACCUGUUACCUCAAUAGUGUCCUUCAGUGUCUCACUUUCACUCCUCCUCUCGCUAAUUUCUGCCUUACUCACAAACACUCCUCUCACUGCGACACAUAUGUGGAUGGAGAGAGGAAAAGGGAUUGUCCAUUUUGCAUAGUUGAGAAAAGAAUAGCAAGGUCUCUUAGUGUGGAUCUAACUACCGAUGCGCCUAACAAGAUUUCAAGCUGUCUCAAAAUUUUUGCUGAGCAUUUUAAGCUUGGUCGUCAAGAGGAUGCUCAUGAGUUCUUGCGCUAUGUCAUUGAUGCAUGCCACAAUACGUCUCUCAGACUCAAGAAGUUGCGAUACAACGGUAACGAGCCCUUUAAUGGCAAUAGUGUCGUGAAGGAGAUUUUUGGUGGUGCUUUGCAGAGCCAGGUCAAGUGUUUGUCUUGUGGUGCGGAGUCUAAUAAAGCCGAUGAGAUUAUGGAUAUCAGUCUUGAGAUUUUGCAGAGUAGCUCUGUGAAGGAGUCAUUGCAAAAGUUCUUUCAAUCAGAGAUUUUAGAUGGCAACAAUAAGUAUAGAUGCGAGUCCUGUGAAAAACUGGUGACGGCGAGGAAGCAGAUGUCUAUACUGCAAGCGCCUAAUAUCCUUGUUAUCCAAUUGAAAAGGUUUGGGGGCAUUUUUGGUGGGAAGAUUGAUAAAGCCAUUUCAUUUGGUGAGAUUCUGGUUCUCUCGAACUUCAUGAGUAAAGCAAGCAAGGACCCUCAACCGGAAUACAAGCUCUUUGGGAUAAUUGUGCACUCAGGAUUUUCUCCUGAAUCUGGGCACUAUUAUGCAUACGUUAAGGAUUCCUUGGGUCGAUGGUAUUGCUGCAAUGAUUCGUUUGUCUCGCUCUCCACCUUGCAGGAGGUUUUAUCAGAGAAAGCUUAUAUCCUGUUUUUCAGCCGUUCAAACCAGAGGCCAGCGUCUGCUAAAACUCUGGUAACAUCCAAUGGGACUACAUCUCAUGAAGUUAAUGGCUGUGAGACAUCAAAUCCCCAGAAGUUUAUUGGGCCCCUUAAUGGUUUCAACAUGAAACCUCAAGCCGAGCAGUCCUUCCAGAAGGGUAACCUGGCUUCUUCAAAGCCCCAUAAAUUUAUUAGGCCCAAACCACGAGCCGAGCAGGCCCCACUAGAGGAUAACCUGCUUUCUUCCAAAGUUGAAAAGGCGCCUUUAAGGCCACAUGCGAAAGUCAGUAUAUCUGUCAACCUUGGUGCCAAAAGGGUCUCUCCUGUCAAUGGUAGACUUUCUUUCCACCAAGAUGAGAACAUAGCUCCAAAGGCAAACAAAGAGAAUAGUGUAUCAGUUUUGCCGACUAAAGUUAACUCUGGUACGGAGAGAAAGUUUGGUACUGAAAAUGGUGGCAAUGGAGUUAAAGAAAACGGCAGUGCACCAGGUAGUAGUAAUCAUAAAGUGGCAUUGCAUCCUCAUGAGCGGAGUAAUGGCUCCAGCAAUGGGGGUGAUCACCACAAGGAUAACUUACAUCCAUGUGGAAGUAAUGGCUCACAAAAUGGAACUGCUCACCCCGAAACUGAGAGGAACGGUGUUAGUACCACCCAAUCCAAAGGCUUGUGUUCUUCAACAAAGGAAGACCCCUGCAUUUUGCUGAGAAAAGACGAAUCAUCUCGGAAUGAACUUGAAGCAAUAAAAGAGAGCCUGAAAAAAGACGCGCUGUCACAUCUACGUUCAUGCGGAUGGUAUGACAAGGUUCUCAUCUCCAUGCAUGCCAAGAAGAGAUUGCGUACAGAGCAAUCAGGUGGAGAAGAUGGUAGCGACUUGAAAAGGAGGUUGAUUGAAGAUGUGAAAUCAAGUUUGAAAUCACAGAUUCCAGAGGAGUUGAAAGCAGAUCUGGUAAAUCGUAUCUGGGAGAUUAGCAAGAAGAAGUACUCGUGAACCAUUGUUUUUUGCUUCAACAAAAAUGACUCGAAUCUCUGGAAGCAUGAAGCCUCUACUUGGUCCCUUCACACACACACUCCUCAUUCCUCAUUUCAUCAUUGCUUAACCCAUCCGGCUAGUCUGAUUAUACAGAGUGAGCGGAUCGAGAUUUUUUCCUGCGACUGUGAUGAUGGUGAAGUGAGUUUUUUUCUUUUCUAUUAUUAUUACAUUUUUGGAAGAGAGUAAAAGUAAUUACCGGAAAAAAAAAGAAAAAAAAAACAGAUCUCAUUCUGUAUAAUAUAACGCCUUCUUGUUUUUUGCCUCUUAUCGAUGAAGCUUUACACAAAUAUACAAGUCCUGUGGAAAUUUUUAGUAUAAGAACGUUCUUGAAUUUGUGUAUUGUAUUUGUGGUUUUUCGUUAAACAUAUUAACAUCGGACAUGGUUUCGUGCUUUCGUUCCAGUAAAAUAUAUGGAUGGUUCGUUG